CUCCCGAGUCUGUAGUCACGAUAGACUUUUGACGGACCAAAACUCUCACAUCAAGUAUGAGGUAGCGAAAGAAGGAAACAUUACUCCCACAAGGUUCCUGGUCCAUGACGACGGACUUUUGGCCACCCCAACCCAGUAAUCAUGAUUCCAGUUGUCACUCAUCAAACCAUGGCUAAUCAUCCUUCAAAUCCUCGAUUCGGAAUAUCCGUCGCUAUCCCCCCUCCUGGUCCCUCGCCUGGUAUCUGCCAUGCGAUCCUCGUUCGACAAAACACUUGGCGUGCCACGCCUUCAACGUCUCCCAGUAAACUGUGCGUGGCAAUGGCAUGGUGUAAUGUUGAUCUUCAGAUGCAGUUUGGCACGUGGAUAAAGACAUGUUUGGGUCAUUGUUUGCCCGCCAGCCAGCCACGUCAGAAGCCGCUCACUCUACGGACGUACCCGCGCAUCGCUCCUACGGAUACUAUCGAAAACGCAAUUCCAUUCCUGACUCGAUGGACACAGCUCGGGACGUCAUGGAAAGCCGAAUCCAUGGUUCUAUCGGGAGCUUACCGUCUUCCCGCUCAUAGCUUCCUUUCGUUUCCUUUCUUUUCGAUAUCAAACUCUGGCCCCCUUUCCACAUCAUUUCCCCCCUAGUAGCCAAGUACUCUAGAUCGGACGCUGUCUAACGGGAGCUUCCGUCCUGUCAAACCUUUUCCAUCAAUAUUGAAUCUGGAUCUAAGUCGCCAUGUUUAGUAUUCUGGCUCCCUGAACGCCUCCCAAACGCCUCCCAAACGCCUCUGGUUGAGCCUCAGCCCAACCCCGCCUCCUUGCCUCAAGAGACGUCAGAGUCUCCUAGUUCCCCCGGUGCCUGAGUCUCGGAUA
Molecule: messenger RNA, 858 nt
Organism: Colletotrichum phormii
Lineage: Eukaryota; Fungi; Ascomycota; Sordariomycetes; Glomerellales; Glomerellaceae
Exons: 3
Coding region: 142-630 (162 amino acids)
Source: RefSeq, a predicted model, not a curated record